Molecule: messenger RNA, 2415 nt
Organism: Chaetomium fimeti
Lineage: Eukaryota; Fungi; Ascomycota; Sordariomycetes; Sordariales; Chaetomiaceae
Exons: 2
Coding region: 1-2415 (804 amino acids)
Source: RefSeq, a predicted model, not a curated record
AUGCUGGGGUUCAUUGCUGCCCUGGAGACGGCGUGCCGACUUCUACCCGCAGAGGUUGAUCGCGAUGUAGUCCCGGGAUCGGGAUCGGGAACUCACACGAGCGGCCUGGCCAGCAUCGCGGCGCCGCCAGAGCUCUCGAGCACGGCAAGAAUGCUGAACGGGAAGCGUCAGUUCCAGAACGCUUCGACUGCUUCCGACAUCUCCACACCUGAUAUUCCCACGCCGACCGCGACUAUGACAACACGGCCCGGCGACGGCUCGAGUUCGGAGGCAAACUCCAGUAGCACGCGGGCUUCCAGCACUGGGGUUCGAAUCGGCGACAAGCCUCAGUUUGGCCAGCCCGGGCACCAUACCGAGACAAUAACACUCUCCACCGAGCCAGCCUUUUUCCCACUGCCCGAGCAGCACGGUCACGACGGCCCGGUAACGGUCGUAUCCACAAGUCCGACCGAAGUAGUGACCACCAUCGUGGAACAGACGACGCUGCCGGAUGCGGUGACGACCAUUACCAGACAGACCACGCUGCCCGAUGCGACGAAGGCGGUGACCAUCGAGACGACGCUGAAAGGUGUGGUCAGCGAGUACACUCGGACGACAACGCUCCAUGGAGACAUGGUUGGACUCGAGCCAUCGUACGUGACGGCCGAGGUGGUAACGCUGACCGACUCGGACGGGGCGCCCACGGCUACCGUCACGAGCACGCCGCCAGCGAUAUCCACGCCGGUCGUCCUCACGCUGACCGAUUCGGACGGGGAACCGACGGCAACGGUGACGACGAACGUUUUGGUCCCUGUCCGGACGAAAGUCCUGACGAACGCCGACGGCGUCGCGACUGCGACUAUCACGGAGUAUCCGGUGCCCGCGACUCAGUCCCCGGAUCCGCAGACUACCGUCAAGGUCUACUACAUCUCCCAAGCGGGGUAUUUUGUCGGCUUCUUCCUGCCGACCCUCCUUACCGUGAUACUGACGAUCCCCAUUCGCAUGAUCGACUUGGCCGCGAAGCAACUGCAGCCAUGGCACGCUCUCACGCAUCAUCGAGGGGCGUCUGCCAGGGACUCGAUGUGUCUGAGGACGGGCGGGAUGCACGGCAUCGUAUCGAGCAUCCGAUCGUUAGCGGGCGGCCAGGUCCUGGUGUUCCUUACGACGUUGCUGCUGGUGGCCGCUAUACUGCUUGUGCCUCUGUCGGCGGAGGCGGUGUCGCUGAAGUUGCACGGCAGUUGCUCAAAGCUGGACUUCAGGGGCUGUGCAAUGACGUUGGGGGUGUUCCUCGCCCCAGCAAGAGCGACAAUUGCGUUGUUAGGGUUUAUGGUCGUAUUAUCCUUGCUCAUUUUGUUCGUCCUUCGCCGGUGGAAGACUGGGGUGGCGGCAAAUCCGUGGUCCAUCGCGGCUGUUGCCUCCUUGUCGACGAACCCGGAGCUAAGGGCAGUUUUCUCAUCGCUUCCGACCGGCCGCGGGGAGAAGAUUGACCACCGGCAACUUGUGGCGGCGUUGGAGGGCAAGAGGUUCGAGCUGGGGUCCUUCUUCAACCGCUACGGCAUCCCUGACUACGGCGUCAUGGUCCAAGAUGCGGACGCGGCGUUGUGGAAGGUCGACUCGGAGUCAAGCUUCGGCUCAAAAUCUCCCCAGGAAAGCGAAGUUAUCAAAACUCGUCGCAAAACCGAGCGUCAUCUCCCAUUUUUGAUGUUGUCGUACACAGCGAGAGCCGUGUGUUUGUUGACCAUCACCGGCAUCAUGGUGUUGAUCUUGUACUACAACAACACAGGGGGCGAUACGGCGUUUGAGAGGUUCAUGGGCACGCAGAAUUUCGGAGUGCGCGCCCUGUUCACACUGGCUGGCGUCGGCGUUAGCUUCUUCUGGAGUUGCUUCUUCACCAGUCUGGCGGUGCUCAGCCCGUAUCAGAUGCUCUCACAGUCCCCCCAGCUUGCGCAGCGCACCAUUACGACGUCUCCGCCGCUGAACGCCUUCUCUGGCAUCGUGGACGCCGUUCGGCAGCGGCAUGGCUUUCUCAUCCUAGUCGCUUUCACGGCCAUCCUUGCGGAGUUCAUGCCAAUCGUGCUCAGCAACGUACCGUUCCGGGUGACGCAGACGUGGAUUGCAUCGCGUGUUUGCAACUGGAUGGCAGUCGGCAUCCUCAGCCUCAUGUGGCUCGUUGUCGUCGGUACCUUUUUUGUCAGUUGGCCGCACAUGCCUGUUGAUCCCAGCACCAUUGCGGGGGCCAUGUACUACGUUUGUGACUCGUGGAUGUUGGGCAGUAUGGAGGGCCUGAGCAAGUUGGAGAGCGAGGAGCGCGACAAGCGAAUCGCCGAGUUGGGGUUGAGGUACCAGUUUGGCGACAUUGUCGGUUUGUCGGGGCGGAAGAGAAUUGGCGUCGACGGUUUGGACGAUUAUGCAUACGGGGAUCGAAGCCGUGCAUAG